Messenger RNA from Habropoda laboriosa, 2736 nucleotides. RefSeq lists its product as uncharacterized. The record is from RefSeq and is a predicted model, not a curated record. The coding region runs from base 1 to 2736 and encodes 911 amino acids. The transcript has 10 exons. Lineage: Eukaryota; Metazoa; Arthropoda; Insecta; Hymenoptera; Apidae.
AUGUUGUUGCUACUCACGAGGAGAGUGCCAACGUCUUACCCAGUUCUCGCGCUCAUAGCGACGAACCUGGUGAUUUCAAUGCCCGCACCGCCUUUCAAACGCUCGCCUGAAGAUCCCCCUAGUGGAUUUUCCAGCGUACCAAAAAUUCUCGAGAUUCAGCUACCCUUGAAAAUUGCGACGAAGGACGAUUUGGUCGCCUGGGCGAAGUACGUCAUGGGUUUGAUGGCGUCUAGGAUAAACAUCACGUUGACCACUGUGAAAGAAUCGCCGUCGAAGAACACCGGAAGUGCGAGGCCUCCAGAUACCGUAAGACAGUCGCAGAACUCUAGGAAUCCUUCGUUCAAGCAUUUCGACGGGGUCAAAACGAGCAACGGCGUCCAACAAUUCGCAAACUCGAAGACUCCUGAGAAUGUCAGAUACGCGGAAAAUGUAAGAAAUCUUGGUCAAACGGUGAACUACGAUCAGGGAAAAAUUCCUGCUAACGUCAGACCUCUGCAGAGCGGUAGAUUCCCUGAACAUAUACGAAACGCCCUGAACAGUGGAAAUCUUCAAGCUUCCAAGAAUACUCAUCUGCCAUCGUUCACCAUCACUGGUGUGACCACGAAGAAUUUCUUCAACAAUCGACAGCUGCAGCCGACUUUUGGGAACAUUGCGAUAUCAGACACAACUCUUCCAAGUCCUCUGGACAUCACGAGGCAUAUCAACAUUCAAAAAUCAGGGAUCAAGGAGCCUAUUUUCAAAGGGACCUUCGAUACGACGAACUCGUUGAAACCUGGAGAGCAACAGCUGUUCGUGCCUCAAUUUCCAGACUUUGGACCAGCUAUAGAGGUGAAGAUCAACGACAUUUUCAGAAAUACGAACGCAGUUUCGCCUCCUACGAGGACCUACCUGCCGGUCACGACAACGACCGACAGCAUCAAAUUCCCAACCGAUCCGUUUGCCACUAGAUACUUCUUCGACGGCGUGGAGAGGAACGUGUCCAACAAUCUAGGCGUUUUUUCUUCAGACGUCACUUUCACGACUCACAGUCCUCUCGCGUUCAACGACGAGAUUCCGUUGCCGGUGAAGAGCAUCGAUCUUUCGCCACAGCAAAGAAAUUUGACGCUGACAACUCCGAUACAGCCGUUGUACAAGCUACCGUUCGAGGCUGUGAUCACGUUUACACGCGAGGAGCCGUUCGAAACGACAACCCUGAACAACGACAGAGGACAAUUGUUCACCGUGGUACCAACCAGAGGUCCUCUCGAGCAAUUUCCGCCGUACUUCGACCGGAAUUACACCUUGACGAAAGAGUCUGGACAGGUGAACGUGGUGUUCGACGAUGGAACGCAGGUAACGCAAUCGUUGAACAACACGAGAGAGGAGAGGAAGAAGCAAGGGAAACAGAAAGACAGCUCGAAGAGGCAACAAUCGAAGAAACAGAAAUCUAGCAAAGGACAAACGUCACCUAUCGGCCAGUUGUUGAAGACGUUCGUCGCGUUGAGGAGGAACAACACGAAACCAGCUGAGGACCUUUCACCGCCACCGUUGAACCAGGAGGCGCCGCUUUUCACGACGCAGGGAGUACCGACGCGUCAAAGGUUGCCGCAGAGGACGCAGCUCUACCCCACUGACAGGCCGCCGUCUAUCAGACAAGGAAAACGUAAUCGGACAUCUCUGGCGCAAGAACUCGAGGACGACGAAGACAGCGGAAGCAGGGAGUCCACUAGCAACGAAGACACCGGAAGCAACGAGAGCAACGGAAACAACAACGAAAGCGGCAACGUCGAAUCUGGCGAAGGAUCAAAAGGCUCCGCCGAGAGUGCUUCCAGCGAGAGCGACUACGACGACGAUUCAGAAGAGGAAGGAGGUUCUGUCAAAGCCCUCAUCGAUUUGCUUCAACUAGCUGCACCCAUUCUAGAAGAUCUCAGCGACCCUGACUCCGACGCAGACAUCAGUGAUGUCCUUCAAGCAGCUCUUCCCAUUAUUCAAGAGCUCUCAGAGGCAGACGGAGAAGGAUUCGAUAUUCCAGCGAUACUGGUGCCGAUUCUGCUACAAUUUAGCGAAGGUCGAGAUGGAAUGAGAGACUCUGCUGCGAUUUUGACGCCUGUUCUUCAAUUAAUCGCGCCGUUGAUCGGACCCCUGGUUGGUCCACUGGUUGUACCACUGAGUCGUCAAAGUAGCCAGCCUCCAGGACAGGGUGGAUCGUCGGUCGGCGAUUUGGUCAAAGGCUUGCUAGGUCCCUUACUCGAGCCCGCUGGACCCGGAAAGAUGUCUCCGCUCUCGAACCUGCUCGCCGGAGUUAUCUCUAGUCUUAGCAAAAAUUCAGGGAAAGGAGGAAAGUCGGACAUAAUGAGCCUCGUGAAAGCUAUAGUCGCGGGAUCGGUAGCAGGCACCAGUGCUGGUUCCAGUGGAACCACCAAGGAUAGUUACGGAGCACCUACGAGCUACGGUGCAGAAUAUUCCCCCUCUACUACCUACGGUCGUCCUAACACGCCACCGACGAACCCAAACCCGCUUCUCAUGCUUGGCUCUUCGAUCAAAGACAUUCUUAACGCGGUAGUAAAGGUGGUGUCUUCGUUAGUUAACGCCAUCACCAGUAUUCUGGGCGCAUCGUCGAAUAGUUCCAAUGAACCUCAACGACCGUCUUAUGGUCCACCACCUCCUCCCUAUGCCAACCGAAAACCCUAUAGAAUGCCACCUGACGAACCUAUUAGCAUAACUACUCGCGAGCCUCCACGACUGACGAGAUUCUAG